AUGGGUAUCCCGGAUCAGAUUGUCGUCCUAUUGGUCAUCAUAGGUGCUGCGGCUUUCGUCACCAUGGGCUUUGCCUUCCAGAGGCUGUUCGGUGGGCAAGAUCCGAACGAAGGGAAAUUUAACGUCAAGCUACCCGAGCAGGAAGCGUAUAUGAGGGAGGCCUUCACAUCGCCAUCCUCGAGAGAUAUAAAACCCCCACCCGGUCGGUACAAGAUCACGAGGGCAGGCCCCUUCCGAUACUUCUUUGAGGCUUUUCAGCAGAGAGAAGCGGGGACGUUAGAGACAAGGAUCAAGAAAUGGGACCUUUGGGAUAAUAAUGAACAACUUCCUCAAGUCCAUACGAUUUUCCAAAUUGAUGGUCACCCCUCAGCGGCAGCCCGGUUUGCAGACGCAGAACACCUGGACGACUCGUGCCAGGUGAUAAGCAAACCAAGGAAAAUCGACCGGCACAGAGAAGGGACAAGUCAAAAUACAGACAACAACGGCAACGAACAAGUCAAGGAAACCUGCUCGGUUUCAGAGCAUCCAUAUACCUUGUCAGAGAUACCCUCUGACCUGGUGGAAGAAUGCGUGCAUGGUAUUGAGAGGAAAUGGGUACAUGGCGAAAGAUAG
This is a messenger RNA of Fonsecaea pedrosoi CBS 271.37, 612 nucleotides long. RefSeq lists its product as uncharacterized. Bases 1 to 612 code for a protein of 203 amino acids. The transcript has 2 exons. The record is from RefSeq and is a predicted model, not a curated record. NCBI's taxonomy places the organism in Eukaryota, Fungi, Ascomycota, Eurotiomycetes, Chaetothyriales, Herpotrichiellaceae.